UAACCGUGAUGCCGACAGAGACGAUAGUCAACGGUUGUGAUAAUGCUUAUCAAUUAUUAUCACAUUAUCAUGCUUUCCUCCCGACUUCUCGUGCUGAACAAAAAAAUCUCAAAUAUUUAAAUUUUAAAACACAUUUUUUCGAUUUAAUCAACCCAAACUUUCUGAUUUCCGUUUGAAAUCCAUUCACUCUUAAACGGUAGUAUAAUGUCAGCAGAACCCGUGGUUAACGGUGUCGGCGGUACCGAUGAACAAACCGAAAAUGUGGAUGAUGUGAAUUCUAAGAAAACUGUGAAAUAUGACAGUGGAGCUGCUGAUCUAGAAAAAGUGACUGACUAUGCGGAAGAAAAGGAAGUUAUAUCAACCGAUGACAUAUCCGGAGCAAUGACCAUCAUUGGUGACAGAAGGUUAAAAGAAGCAGCUGACAAAAUAGCAAAAGAAAAAGAACUGCAAAAAGUCUCCAUAAAAAAGUCUGAUGUUGAAUUGAUUAUACGAGAAAUGGAAAUAUCGAAAACGCUGGCCGAGAGAACGUUAAGGGAAUGUCACGGAGACGUCGUAAAGGCCCUAAUCGCUUUGACCAAUUGAAAAUAUCAACAAACUUUUGGAAUUUUCCGAGUGAAAAGGAAAAAAAAUUCUACAUAAUAUUAUAAUAUAUUAUAUACGAAACACGCUGUAAAUAAUAUUGACUAAUGUUCAAACAACACGAGUAAAUAAAAAAAUAAAUAAUUUAAAAAAAAAAAAAAAAA
Aphis gossypii (cotton aphid) is the source of this 743-nucleotide messenger RNA. RefSeq names its product huntingtin-interacting protein K. The transcript is spliced from 3 exons. Bases 205 to 582 code for a protein of 125 amino acids. Lineage: Eukaryota; Metazoa; Arthropoda; Insecta; Hemiptera; Aphididae. The record is from RefSeq and is a predicted model, not a curated record. Gene Ontology annotation, biological process: protein stabilization; negative regulation of apoptotic process.